CAGGAGAGGAAUUGAAAGUGUGGCACCUUUUUAUCGACGCACAGUCUGUAGUUAAUGGAUUGAAAGAAGAGAAUAAAAAGAUUUAAUUAAUAUUUAGCAGCUUUUACAGCUGAACCCGGAGUUAAAGCUGGAAGGAGGCGGCGGAUCGCAGAUAUGCACGCAGCAGGAUGGAUUCUAUGUAACUCAAAUGCAACGUGAUGAGAUAACGAUGAAGAUGAUGAUGGCCCAGGGCGAGAAAGAUCCGAAACAUACCAACCAAGUCGUACUGGUCAAGAGAAUUAUAAUGAAGGAUGAUAACCCGGUCCAGCAGGGAAUCGGGAAGCCCAGUGUGUAUCACGCUGUUGUGGUCAUCUUCCUGGAGUUCUUCGCCUGGGGUCUCCUCACGACGCCAAUGCUUACUGUUUUACAUGAAACAUUCCCUAAACACACCUUCCUAAUAAAUGGCCUGAUUCAGGGAGUGAAGGGUCUGCUGUCGUUCAUGAGCGCUCCAUUGAUUGGCGCUCUUUCGGAUGUUUGGGGCAGACGGUCGUUUCUGUUGGUCACUGUGUUCUUCACAUGUGCUCCUAUUCCACUCAUGAGACUCAGUCCAUGGUGGUACUUCGCCAUGAUAUCCGUGUCCGGCGCUUUUUCUGUCACCUUCUCUGUGAUCUUUGCUUACAUCGCAGACGUGACGGAUGUACGUGAGAGGAGUACGGCGUACGGACUAGUUUCUGCGACGUUUGCAGCAAGUCUGGUGACGAGUCCUGCCAUCGGUGCGUACCUCUCGGCCAGUUACGGUGAUAAUCUGGUGGUGCUGUUGGCUACGCUCAUCGCUCUGGCCGACAUCUGCUUCAUACUGCUGGCCGUCCCAGAGUCUCUACCAGAUAAAAUGAGACUCAACACAUGGGGAGCGUCCAUAUCCUGGGAACAGGCCGACCCAUUCGCUUCUUUGCGUAAAGUUGGGCAGGACACGACAGUUCUUCUCAUCUGUAUAACAGUGUUUUUGUCGUAUCUCCCCGAGGCGGGGCAGUACUCCAGCUUCUUCCUCUACUUGCGUCAGGUCGUUAACUUCUCACCCAAAACGAUCGCCGUGUUCAUCGGCGUGGUGGGAAUCCUCUCCAUCGUGGCUCAGACGCUGUUUCUCACUUUAUUAAUGAGGACCAUCGGAAACAAGAACACAGUUCUGUUGGGUUUGGGCUUCCAGAUUCUGCAGCUGGCCUGGUACGGUUUAGGAUCAGAGCCGUGGAUGAUGUGGGCGGCCGGUGCGGUGGCAGCCAUGUCUAGCAUAACAUUCCCUGCAGUGAGCGCUUUAGUGUCACGCAAUGCAGAUCCAGAUAAACAGGGACUGGUUCAGGGAAUGAUAACCGGCAUUCGAGGUCUCUGCAACGGUUUGGGUCCCGCACUGUACGGCUUCAUUUUCUUCCUCUUUAAUGUAGAGCUGAGUGGGAUCACGUCGAUCGAACCUGACUAUGCAAUCCCCCUAACGACCCCUACUGAGAAGACAACGAUCCCUGGUCCGCCGUUCCUCCUUGGUGCCUGCACAGUGGUGGUUGCGUUUAUAGUCGCUCUGUUUAUCCCAGACGACCCAACUCCGCCACCGACGCCCUGCCAAAGCCGAAAGACCAGCGCGAGUCUGGCGGGAGCCCACACCAACACCCUGCUGCCGGGGAGCGAUGAAGACUUCGAACCUCUGCUGGAGGACAGCAAUGUGUGACUGAUUACUGAAGCGAAAUUACGUUUGGAAUAGCGAAACGAAAGCAUCAACACAUCACAAACCCUCCCCCCAUUCAGCGACUAACAUUUGGGAGCGUGCAGUAUUUAUUUAGUCUGUUUUAUUCUGAUUUAUCGGUUUUGAACCGAUAUCAGUUUAUAAUUUUAAUUGAGGAUUUGUACUUUGUUCUACUUUAAAUACACAACUGAAUCAAUACACUAAGGGCUUGAUAACUGGGAUCAGAUACGCUGUAGUGGAAACGGAGUUGCUUUCUGGUUGGUUCUCGAGGAACUUCGAUUCGAUUCUGGAGUUAUAAUGCAGAACUCUUCAUGUAUUUAGAUCUUUGGGCAAAGUGCAGUAAAGUGUGUUGUUGUUGGAGCUCGUGGUGACUUGAAGCUUAUCGUUGUAGUUGGACGAGAUGCCGUGGUUUCUGUACACAAGCCUUAAAGUCACAUAUCCUGAGUGGUAUGAAAAGGUUUGAAUAGAUUAGAAAUGCAUCCGGGUUGCAAGUGCAUGAUGAGUGUUUGUGGGGAUCUAAACCAAACCCAAGACACUAGAGCACCUGAUGUUUGGUGAAAAGUAGUUACUAAAGCUGACAUAGUUAUUUAGGCCAGUUAUUAUCAAACGGACACAGCUUGAUUGUGAAGUUGCGGGAAAUGUGUGUGUGAGAAGGUAAAAAUUCUAUGCAGCAGUGUAGGGAAUAGUCAAAAUCUUUUGUCUCAAGUUUUAAAGUCAACAUGAAAUCAAAAUUGACCCUAUUUAUUUUAUUUAAACCGAUAUAGUGGUUUUACAGAUUAAUCGUGCUGAUAGUUGCUUUUUUUUUUUUAUUCCUCUAUGAUAGUUGCUUUUUUGUCCAUUGGUUAUCGGCAAAAAUCUAUGUCGAUAGUUGCCGAUAGUUUUUUUUUUUUUAUUCCUCUAUGAUAGUUGCUUUUUUGUCCAUCGGUUAUCGGCAAAAAUCUAUGCCGAUAGUUGCCGAUAGUUUUUUUUUUUAUUAUUCCUCUAUGAUAGUUGCUUUUUUGUCUAUCGGUUAUUGGCAAAAAUCUAUGUUGAUAGUUGCCAAUAGUUUUUUUUAUUCCUCCAUGUUUUCCUCCAUGAUAGUUGCUUUUUUGACUAUCGGCUACCAGCAAAAAUCGAUGCCGAUAGUUUCUGAUAAUUAUUUUUAUUUUUAUUCCUCCAUGUUUUCCUCCAUGAUAGUUGCUUUUUUUUUUACUAUCGGUUAUCGGCAAAAAUCUAUGCCGAUAGUUGCCGAUAGUUUUUUUUAUUCCUCCAUAAUUUCCUCAAUGAUAGUUGCUUUUUUUUACUAUCGGUUAUCGGCAAAAAUCUAUGCCGAUAGUUGCCGAUAGUUUUUUUUUUAUUAUUCCUCUAUGAUAGUUGCUUUUUUGACCAUAGGUUAUCGGCAAAAAUCUAUGCUGAUAGUUGCCAGUAGUUUUUUUUUUUUAUUCCUCCAUAAUUUCCUCAAUGAUAGUUGCUUUUUUUACUAUCGGUUAUUGCCAAAAAUCUUUUCCGAUAGUUGCCAGUAGUUUUUUUUAUUCCUCCGUGUUUUCCUCCAUGAUAGUUGCUUUUUUGACUAUCGGCUACCAGCAAAAAUCGAUGCCGAUAGUUAUUUUUAUUCCUCCAUGAUAGUUGCUUUUUUAACUAUAGGUUAUUGGCAAAAAUCUAUGCCGAUAGUUGCCAAUAGUUUUUUUUUUAAUUUCUCCAUGUUUCUUUGUGGCUGUUAUUACUACAGUAUAACAGCGGCUACUACAGGUGAAAUAAAAAUGAUCACUGACACCUCGUGGGGAUUUGCUGUAUCUAAAUCUUUCAUCAUUGAAAAUAUUCACCCAUAUUUUUAUCCUCACUUCAGUGCACAUUUUGUUAUUUGACUUGAUAAUGACGUUUUUUUAAUUUAAAAAAAAAAAAAGAAAAGCGACUACAUAGAAAGGUGCCCCUUCAUCACACACAUCGUAUCUCCAACUUCAUAUCUUGUGUAUAUAAUAAUAAUACCUUAUUCCUCAUCAAACCUAAUCUGGUGAAAUAUACAUAUAUAAAACCAUUUACCUGGUGAAUAUAUAGGCUAUCAAAAACUUAAUUUGGUGAUGCUGCGGAUGCUGCGUUCCAUUCAACUUGGAAAGUCGGAUUUUCCAACUUCCGACUGGGAAAAGUGCAAUGGAAUGCCACUUGAAGUCGUAAUUUCAACUUGGAAAGUCCUGCGGAAAUUUUAAACUCUGAUUUUGCCGAUAUGCAGGUGUGUGACGUCACACAAUCAUGUCGGCACCCAGGAAGAUAUACAAAAUAAGUGAUAAACAUUCACUUGUAUUAAAUAAUAUCGAUAAAUGAGUCAGAGUUCAUACAUUACAUGAUAUUAAAGCGUGUUUAACAAAUGUUAGCAGAGUAGCAGGUGUUCAAAACAUGGUAAAUGAUACUCUCUUUUGAUAAUCGCACACCUGUAGUCAAACAACUGCUAAGAUAACGGGAGUGUUGCAGUUUUGUUUCCUUAAAAUAUCAUUUUCCGAGCAUCUGACAGUGGAAUACAUUUAUGGUUGGAGAUCGGAGAUAUCAAGUAGGAAUAUCCCACAUCCGCAGCAUUAAUAUAGAGUAUUGUAACAGGGCCAAGUCACCAUAAUUUCAAAAUAAGAGUCCCCAAUGUGUUUCAGGCAUGUUUAUCAUUAAAAGUCCCGUGUUAUGCACCAACUCUUUAAAUAUUCUAUUAUUAUUGUACCCUCUGUGUCUGUGCCCAUCAUAGUAAGGAAAGACUAAGACAAUUUUUUUAACAUUCUAUAAAUCUAUUUUAAAAACUAUCUGCAUUUCCACCACUUUGGUUAUUGGUAUCGGUAUCGGCAAAAUCCACUAUCGGUCGACCUCUACUUUUUACUUUCUUAAUACAAGUUUAGCUGAAUUGACAGCAAUUUUGGCAUAAUGUUAAUUACCACAUUUCAACUCAUCCCUCCUUUUCUUUAACAAAAGCAAAAAUCAAAAGUUACAUUGAGACACUUACAAUGGAAGUCAAUGGGGUCAAUCUUUGGAGGGAUUAAAGGCAGAAAUGUGAAGCUUAUAAUUGUAUAAAACACUUACAUUAAUGCUUCUGUUAAAAAUCAUGCAUUAUUUGAGCUGUAAUGUUGUUUAAAUCGUCUUUUUUUUUAUUUAUUUUUUUUAAAGAAAAGUAGUGACAAGUCGAAAUUAAUUUUUUUAAUAAUCAGUAUUAUGCUACAUAUGCUGUCGCUUGAGCUUAACUUGUAUUGAACCCGGAAUAUUCCUUUAAAACACAUUGUUAUUGUGCACGAAUCAUCUGUGCACAUUAUUCUAAAGAAAAAUAUGUUUUUCUUCAAAAUGUAAUAAUUUGCUCUGCCUCUGAAACAACUUUCUUUUUCUGCAGAUGACACCAAGGUCGCUCAAGUUUCAACCAAUGGGUGUUGGUGGGAAAUGCGUAUUUAUCACAUUAUUUUCUUUGAAUAUUCACAUUAAGUCACAUUAAGGAAGUAUAAUGGGUUGCGAAUGCCGUUUCAUGUUGACUUUAGCUUGUUCUCUGAGAAUAAUGGAACAUUACUCAUGUUUAACUCGAUCUGGUAUUCUAUAGUGUUUUAAAUAGUACAAAAUUAAUCCAAAUAUAAAGUUAGUACUUUAGUACUCCCAAAGAAAGAAUUGCGCUGUGCAAUAGUUGGAGUUUUACUUAAAAUAUUUAUAAUUAAAGGAUAAUUAUAAAUUUUUUUUUUUUUUUUUUAAAGUAGCCAACAUCUAUGCACCAGCUACCUCGUUUAUGGAGGUUUUGAUUUUGUGGAAUGAGGUGAGAAUUUGACCUAAAUCUAUUUUGUAUAUUUUUUUAUCUACUUUAGAAAUUAUUAUUUUUUUAUGUAUAGCCACAUUCCGUUCAAUAUAGGUUUUUGGAUCUUUCCGAAAUCGAUCCAUGAUUGAAGAACUUGUUACUGAGAGAUUAAUAUAUUGUUUGUGUUCCUCAUUAAGUGCCCUUUUUUUUUUCUUUUUUUUUUAUGAAUUCUGUGUGCUCUCAUACAAUAAUCAGGGUUCCCACAGGCAUACACUAUAUGGACAAAAGUAUUGGGACACCUACACAUUACACCUA
This is a messenger RNA of Myxocyprinus asiaticus (Chinese sucker), 5744 nucleotides long. RefSeq names its product major facilitator superfamily domain containing 14Ba (gene slc71a2a). The record is from RefSeq and is a predicted model, not a curated record. Gene Ontology annotation, cellular component: membrane. Bases 188 to 1693 code for a protein of 501 amino acids. The transcript has 12 exons. NCBI's taxonomy places the organism in Eukaryota, Metazoa, Chordata, Actinopteri, Cypriniformes, Catostomidae. Gene Ontology annotation, biological process: transmembrane transport. Gene Ontology annotation, molecular function: transmembrane transporter activity.